UGCGCUUUCUGAGAUGAAGAUAAUCUGUGCAAUUCUUGUUUCUUUCAAUGUACUAUAUGAUAAGAGUAUCACUUCUACCCCGUGAUGAAAGUAGUUGUCAUACCAUGUCUAGAGUAAACGACAAGAAAACAAUAUACAUUACUUAAUAAAUCACUGAUUCAGAGAGCAAAUUCUCCGACCAGGUCAAUCGAUUAAUAGUUGGUCCUACUGUCACGUUUGACAGAUAUGCAGGAGAUCUGUAUUUUCUAUGUACUUUGACUACGGAAAAUGGCAGAGCCGGAAGCACAAAAUACCCUCGAUCUGUCGAACAAAGGUUUGAAGAAAAUUCCUAAAGCUCAAAGUCAGGAUUCUCAAAGAGUUACAGAACUGAUUUUGGACAGAAAUGAACUGCAAAAAUGGGACAACAUUGAUUCAUACCAUGCAGUGACGAGGCUAUCAGCAUCAUACAAUCAGUUUCUUCGGAUGUAUAGUGUUGGUCGUUUGCAUCAUUUGUGUUGGCUGGAUCUGUCGCACAAUGGGAUUCUGACUAUUGAAGGACUUAAAGAUUUACUUCAUUUGAGGUGGUUGUGUUUAGCGAGCAAUAACAUUAAGACAAUUGAACAUCUGAACACUAAUUCAAAUUUGGAGCAUUUGGAUUUGUCAGACAACAACAUUGUGCAUAUUGCUGAUUUGUCUUAUCUUCCAAGACUUAAGCAACUUCUGCUCUACGGAAACCGUAUCACGCAGUUGCGGCCUUGUGAACGUAAUCUUCCAACAAGUCUAACUGUGUUGUCAGUUGCUGAUAACCAUAUUACGGACCUUAACGAAGUGGCCUAUCUGUCACACUUAAAAAAUCUUCAGGAACUCAGUAUUGUAGGAAAUCCGUGUGUAACAAUGACUGGUGGCUCUGUUGGAUUUGAUUACCGUCCAUUUGUCAUAAACUGGUGCAUGAGCUUAAAAAUUAUUGAUGGCUUUGUAGUGGAUGCCAUUGAAAGUUUAAAAGCAGAAUGGCUAUACUCCCAAGGGCGAGGAAGGCAGUUUCAUGUUGGGGAUCAUGAAGCUCUUACACAGUACCUAGCAUCUGUAUGCCCACUUACGGGAGAUAACUUAGAAUCUGAAGAAGACCGUAAACUGCGCUUAAUCUUGAGCAAAGCCCAUCAGCAUCAGCAGCAACUGCGAAGUCAGCUGACUAAUGGUAGUGGAUUGAGGAGAAAUGCAUCCAGCUUUCAUCGGAGCCAGUCUUCACCUGCUCCAUCUCCUGCUGCAAGGAGACGUAUUUUCCCACAACGCACCACUGCAUUACGCAGCAAUACAUCUCGUCUGCCUGUAACUGAACGACACCAUUCUCCAGAUCGUAUGGUUGUCAGUUGUCAGAUGACAAAACCUGAAGUAAAUUCAGGGAUGACAGUGUCUAUGUCAGGAAAUCUGAUGACACGUAGCCUUGAUCCUAGCUUGCUACUUAACAGUAGUUCAAAUAAUAACAACAAUAAGGAUUCCAUUGAUACAACUGUAGCAGUAGAGGACAGUUCAGCAGGUGUUGUGGAUGCUGAUGCUAACAGUGGUUGCCCACUUCAAGCUGCAACUAAGCUGGUUCCUGUACCAGAAUCUCUGAUGAGCCCAGACUAUCGACCAGUGACUGCAGCAAUACUUGGUCGGCCACAUAGAGUUCGACCCCCUGGAGGGAAAGGAUCUCCAGAACGUUGCCAGAGUGCGCACUCUAGCCCAAGAGCAAGACCACGAAGGGGCGGUGCUGGAAGUGGACGGCAUGGUUCACCACGUCGCAUUCGCGUUAGCAAUAGUAGCGAUGAUGAUAGUGAAAUGUCUGCAUCCAAACUAGAAACAAUAAGACACAGAGCACAAGAGCGCUGGCAAAGAAAAGAUGCUGUGCCUCCAGCAGAUCUCUCAGCUCCUGGUCCAGCAACUGAAUGCAGCCAGUGGAAGAACACCAAUGGGGUACAGUCGAACUCAGAAGUCGGUCAAGGAAUGACAGUUGACAUCCAACAGGAGAAAGCUGCAACAUGCAUACAAAGAAUGUGGCGCGGUUACCAGACUCGCAAUCUUAACAAGAGUGUUCAGGCCAUAUACCGCACUCUUCAUGAUUCCAGAACACACCAGUACAUUCAAAAGCUUUCAUCUGAUAUGCAAGCAACAAGAGCCGCUUUGGAAAGUGAGCGGAAGUUACAACUCCUGCAGAUGCAAGCAAUUAAUGCUCUUUGGAAAAAAGUAGUUAAUCUCCAGCCAUCACCUAAGAAUGAACCUAGUGGAAGCAGUAAAGGAGCAGACGCAGACACAAUGAAAGAACUUACUGAAACUUGUUCACGUCUGCAUAGCCAGGUGGAGCAGCUGCAGGGCUCGAUGCAGAGCAUGAUGCAACGCAUGUCCCUCCUUUGUGCUUCUCAGCAGCCGAGGCGGGUCCUCUCAGCUGACACUGCCGGUACACAGACUGACAUUGUAGCCGUGCAUACACCACAGACAGACAGUGUUCCCAGUUUCCCAUAUGGUCGACCACACCGCCCUUCAUCACUGCCUAUAUCACGACCAUCCCAGAGUCCUCGUGAUCUUGAUCAGCAACAAUCGGUACAACAGUUCGCCAAUAGUUUGGUGGAUGGCGUUCUGAGAACAGUUGCAGAACAGGGUAGUGACACAGCUGCUGGAAGCUGUGCCUCACUGCCGGAGGAUGAAGUUGCACCUACUCUUCCAGAGUGCUUGCCACCAGGAGAUAAUGUUUUUGCCAAUGGGGAACCAGAAAAAUUGGCAGUAUGUUCAGAGACAGAGGACAGUGUACAUAUUUCACAGAAGAAGACAGAAGUUACAGUUGAGAGUGGCUGUUCUGCACCAGAGCACGAUGAAGGUUUACUGGUGGCAUCCCAAUAUUCCAAUCCAACCCAUGAAAGUGUUGGUAACAUUUGUGUUAAAGCAAACACAGAUGCUGCACCUGUAGUUGAGAAUGGGCCAGUUGCAUAGUAGAAUGCCAGUCGUAUUGGAGCUUUUACGGUUGAGCUUUAAUUUGGUUUGUUGCUGAGACUGCUGAAGACAUUUUACUAAAGCAUAUUUCUUGGCUUGCUCCUAAUACAGAUUGUACAAAUCUUAUGAAUAACUACCCAUAGUUAUUUUCAUGUUGACUGAUUUCAAUUUUAUUUGCCAGUGUUUUACUGUUUGAGCUUAAUUUUGUAAGCAAUUUUAGCAGUUCAUUUCAUCUUUCUGUGAUACAUAUAAAUUAUGUCCAAGAGAAAUAUGUAUAAGUUGUUCUUUUUACUUGUUGUAAAAAGUAUUCAGCUUGUUGUUGCCUCAUGUUUGGAGUCUAUCCACUAGUUAUAAAUUUAAUAUUUGAAUCUCAACUAUUCUUUCUAAACUUUCUCCCACUAUAAGUGUACCAUUCAAUGGAACCCAAAAUAGCAUUUUUUCCAGCUUAUAAAUAUGGAAAUGUUUCCUUACAUUACUGAGGUUUUGUACUGAACUCUCAAACAGAUGACUUUUUAAAUAAGUCAAAUUCUGUGUAAUCAGUCACUGCCAUUGAUUGCAAGAUUGCAAGUUCUACAGGAUUUGUAGUUCUAAGUAGGUCAAAUAAAAUUACAGUUUUCUUGCUUGAGCAAUUUGUGUGUGAAAGUUCUGUGUAAUUACCCAGUAGUCAUAAUUUUCUAACAAUCUUAGGUUGUGAGUUUUUGCUUCCAAGAUUUAUGUUUAUUAUAAUUGAAUCAAGUAUUUAUAUGUAGAAGCACAAAUUGUCUGAACCUGUCAGUGGCCUUGUAGUCAUUGCUUCAAUGCACAAAAACGUCCAGCUCUGUCAGAGUAAUGUUAAUACGCACAUUGAGUACUUGCUGAGAAAAUAGCCAGGUAGUUAGUCUUCAAGCACGAACUGCUCAUAACACUUAAAUGCUCAUUACCAUUUAUCUCUCAAUUUAUGUAUAAGUUACCAGUGCUUUGCACGCAGGACUGUGAAGUAUCGAAGCUCUUGCCUACCUCACAUGUGACUAAAUGAAACAAAAAUGCAAUGACUUUUCAAAAGAUUGUAUUAUACAACUUUUUACAAAAUCAAAAAUUGUCUUGCUCAGCGUAAUGUAGUUGAGCUCUUCUGCUCUAAUAGCAAUGCUGUCUAACUUUGUAUAAUUUUAUGUGGAAUGGGCAGCAGGUUAUAGUAAUGUCAUGCUGAAACUGAUUUUCUUUCCCGGUUUCCUAUUGAACAAAAUGUUAGACUGCCACUGAUGUUAGUAUAGUGGACAGUGUUUCAUUUAUUUGUUAUAUAAUUUGUGAACUUUUGUGGUGAUGGAAUUGUGUGCUGUCCACUGCAGUAUGUUUUCUAAUAUAUUGUCAUGUGGCUACUUCUCUAGAGAUAAGGAUUGACAGAGAACUAAUUUUCUCAAAUAUCAGUGUGUGUUAGUUAGGGGCCAAUCUUCUGUGUAAAAUUUUGGUGCUUAUUGCAGACACUCAGUUCUGUUUCUAUGGAAUUUUCUUAGCAGAGAUUAAGGUCAACUGUCAAAGGAGAAAUUUAGCAUGGGGCGAAAUAAUUUUCUAAACAGCAAAAUAUCUUUCAAAGGACAUGUGUGUAUCACAAAGUAUUAAGUACAAGCAACAUUCACAUCCUUGUUUUCCCAUUGAUCUAUGUGUUUACUAUUAGUUAUUUAGGAAUUUAUAAUAAGUAGAGAUCUAUAUGCUAUGAUUUGCCAAAUGUAAACUAAAAUACCAUUGCAGUUGUAUAAAUGACACUGGUCCUACUUUAUAGAUUCAUUUUGCAAUAGUCUCCAAACAUCUUGUUCAGUUAAAGGAUAUUACAUAGGAGAAGCAAAUAAAUUUGUUAGAGACAUUUCAGCAACCAGCAGAGGAAUUACGUAUGCGAUGGCUGUUACCAGUAGCUUUUCUACUGCAAAAGGAAAUACUCAUGUUUUACCCAAAAUUAAGGUGUUUUAGAUUACUCAUAUAACUGAAACUUUAAUUUGUGAUCACCCUGUUUCUUCUUUGAUGUCUUUUAUAUUAACCUAAGUGAUUAUUUCAGUAUAAUUACGGGAAGGUUUCAGACCUCAAGGAGGCAUUUGAAACGACCUUGUAAUACAGGUAUUUCGUUUGCUGAAAUACUCUACAAAAAUUUUCUAGUCAAUGUAUAACAGUACAAAGUGAAAUCUGGAGAAGUAAAAGUAAUUGUUUGGUAAAAUAAAUGCACAAUUAAGAUAUAACAGAUGUUUCCACACUACUAUGUUUUAAAAAAAUGCCAGGUCAGUAUAUUUGUAACAAUGUAGUAAUUGACAACUCUGGUUAUCAUUCGUGUGAAACAAAAAAAAAGCAACAUCUUAUUUUCUCAGGAGAAAAUUUUGUAAGAUCUGAGCAUUAUAAAACAAUAUUUAAUAUGUUUCAAAUCCAGUUUUGGCAAAUAUGCCAUUGUUCCCUUCUGUAUUCAAUGUAUAUUAAAUAUUACAACUUUAUUUUUACAACUUAUUUCUUUUAAAACUGUUCUCUAUCAGCAUGUUGUUCAUAUUAGCUGAAUUUUGUUACUGGCAUUGUAUCACCAUCAGUAUUAGAUUACUGUAAAAUCUUUAUGGUACUUAUAAAACAAAUCUAUGAUGACAUUUUCCUCUAGUAAUAUUUGUACAUUUGAUGUUGAAAGCUUUCUUUCAUUUGUCAAAGAGAUCUAAAAUUUUAUAAAAUAAUCUCCUUUAUGUAAAACAAAACGGUGAUUUAAAAAGCCUUGAAGAGUAACAGUGUAGCAACUGAUAAAUAAGUUUUUAUUGACCAUUUUCUUUAUUGGUGCAUCAGUUUUUGUUGGAUGCAUGUUAGUUAAGCAGUAUAAUCAGAAGAAUCGUAAUAUAAAUGAAAGUAGUAAAUUUAAAGACACUAUAUAGCUGAAGCAUUGUGUGUUUGAUGAUGGACACAUAAGAAAGACAUUGAUAAACUUUGGACACAUAAGAAAGACAUUGAUAAACUUUUUGAUGAAUAUUCAAUAGCUAGAGUAUCGGGUAGUUCAACACCACCCCCCCCCCCCCCCCCACACACACACACACACACACACACACACACACGGCUGGCUGCCGCAUUGUCCUGGUCAACUGCAUUUUGCUGGCAGUAUAGCUGGAAGUAUGUAUCAAGUGGAGUUGGGGAGAGAAGAAAGAAAGUUGAGAUGGGUAAGGACACAGUUGAAGAGAACUGGCUCACAGCUGUGAGCAAGAGGCAGCAAACACAAUAGAUAGGAAUGUAACUAGGUGAGCUUGCUUUGGCGCAGGAAGAGGGAGUUGUGUAAAGUAGAAUGACAGGGAGGAGUAAAGUAGAAUGACAGGGAGGAGAGGCUGGGGGAAGGGGGAUGGAUGUAUAGCAGAGGAAGAUGGAGACUGCAGAGGAGGGUGUAAGUUUAGAGUAAGUUGUGAGCAUGGAGACAAGGACAGAGAUAGGUUCAGAAUGAGGGGGUGUGGAGAUCGAGAGAAGGAGAAUUGCGGGAUUGGUGGAUGUAUUUCAAAGACAAUCCUCCUCUAAAUAGUUCUGUGAAGCUAGUGUUUCUGGGGAGGGGGGGGGGGGGGGCUCAUAAAGAUGGUGUGUGCUGCAAUGCAGCCUUUUAAGUUUUAUCAUGUUGUGCUCAGUAGCAUGUUCAGGGUGGUCAACUCUGCUCUUGGCUACAGUUUGACAGUGUUCAUUCAUUCGAGUUGGCAGCUGAAUGUAAGUAGUCGAAACCCAGACAUAAGAUGUGGUUAAGCUGUUCCAGUCCGAGGUGACAUUGGAUAAUGAAGGGGUUGCUCCUUUUAGAGUUCGUUCACUUGGAUUGUUGGAGGAUUAAGGGCAUUUGUGGAUGUGGCACUGGAAGGGAGGACAUUUACCAGAAUGGGGGUGAUAUCAAUGUUUGGUGGGCUUGAUAUGGCCAGAGGUUUUUACUGAACUGUCGCUGAGGUGAAAGUUAAUGUCAAGGAAAGUGUCAUGCUGGGCUGAGGGAACCAGCUGAAGCAGAUGGGAGAGAUGAUGAUAAGGUUGUGGAGAAAUGAGGAUAGUGUCUUGGCCCAAGGUCCAGAUCUUGAAGAUAUUAUCAGCGAACCUUAACUAAACAAGAGAUCUGAGACUUCAGAGUAGCUAGGAAAACAUGUAUCUGCAACCACGCAGAGAAAUUAAUUUAGCAUAGGAGUGUUAUUGAGUACUUCAUGGUACUCCAUCAUAGUUCAACAAACACUAUUUUUGUCAACACCAUACAAUAACGUAUUUUUCUGACUUGGACUUAACAAAUAUUUGAGUAUUUUUUUCCAUGAUAUGGGGCUUACUCACACUUGAAGCAGUAUUCUGCACAGUCUUCUCAUUUUCUCCUUGGCUUUAGCAGCUACUGAUGUAACUUAAGAACAGUCUGUUUCUGUUUACUAAGAUGGUAUCACAUGUGAGAUUUCUUCAGAAAUGUGUGCAAUAUAUUCUCUUAUUAAAAAUAUAUCUAGUUGACAUGCUGCAAUGAACACCACCUGCACUUCUGACGUUAAAUGCAGUAAUUGAAGUACUCUUCCUAAUCCAUAAAUAUAAUUAGGUGAUACUUAACUACACUAAGAAGUGCAUAUGAUCUCAUCUCUCCCAAGCAAUUCGCAACUUGGCCAGUUAGUUCCAGUCUUUGCUGUCAGGAAAGAUAUUUCUGAUGUGUUAUUUUUAUCUGUUAGACCAAUAGUCUGCUGCAGUAUGGUCUGUAAAUUCCUCUUUUCCCUUCUGUUUUCCAAGACCAGUGUUGAUGUCAUGUACCUGUAAAUUACUUGAUGAUGAUUAUCCUUGUAAUAACAUGAGUGUGGUAUAUCAGUAUCCCCAAACAUAUUCAAUUAUUCCGUAACUGAUCUGGAAGCUUACGUUAGGUUAAUAACUGUAAUAAUUCAUUUCAUCUCACCUCAGUAUGUGGCUCCAGUAAUAGUAACACACAGUCGCCAAGGUCAUUUCUUCUCUUCCAAGACAAACCAUGCUUUUCUGCUGAAGGUGACCACACCAAAGCUGUUAAUUAAUUUAGCUACUUUGUAGAUUAAUUUAGUGUUCAAAACUAUAUUUGCGCUUUAGUGUACAGCAUAUUCGGGGAGAGGGAAUUAAUUCAUCCAAGGACUAGUCCAUCUUACAUGAACCAAGGAAAAAUUGUGUCUGUCUGCCUGGAUGUUUCAUAAUCUCUUUUAUCUGGCUGGUCCUGAGAAAGCAAUGUGAAGGUGGUAAUAGUGUUUUACAGUCUUUCUGAAGUACUUGUUAUGUAAGUUUACAUAAUAACUUUUUGAAAAAAGUAUGUCAUCUUUGUUCCUGGUGAUCCCUGGUUUAAGUUCUACAACUGUCUCUGUAACAGGUUCAUUACUGUACUAAUGUCACAACCAUAUUUGAAACUGAUAAAAAAAAUGUCUCAUUUGUUGUUGGUUUCUGUAGAUGAUAUUUUCAUAAGAAAUGUAACUGUACAUUAUUGCACUAGUUUGUCACUAACAAAAGUCAUUCCAUUUUUUGGCAUCAUUUAUAUCUUGCUGCAAAAGAAAACAGCUUACACUAAUAUAUUCUCUCUGUUUUGUUUUCUUAUUUUGUGGGUAAGUAAAUUUACUAAUUACCCAGUGCUCUUGGCAACAUAUUGUAUGUAACAUGUAACUGCAAAGCCAAAUAGGAUUUUUGAUGUGCCAGUUAUUGUUUUUUCCACUGCCCAGUUUCAGCAUUAUCUUUGUGCAUCUUCAGUAUCGUGUGUGCUUAUUGUAUUCAGACUGUAUUCAUGCUUUUGUGUGAGCAUUGGCAAGUAUAAAAAAUAUUUCCAGAGGAUUUUAUGCUUGGAGUACAUCUAUUUUUCUUGUCAGUGGACAUAAAAUGAGUGCACAUAUUUAAUGCCUCAUCAUUGUAUACAGCACAUUCAUUAAAAAAGAAGGGGCACUGUUUUCAUAUACCAUUUGAUAUGUGAUACAGUCAUGUAAGUUACAAUGUAUCAGUUUUACUUCAUGGCAUUAUCUGUAUGCUUACUGUUACAUAAAAUUCCUUGUUUUUAUAUCUAAUAA
Molecule: messenger RNA, 8918 nt
Organism: Schistocerca americana (American grasshopper)
Lineage: Eukaryota; Metazoa; Arthropoda; Insecta; Orthoptera; Acrididae
Gene: Cep97
Exons: 15
Coding region: 268-2943 (891 amino acids)
Molecular function (GO): protein binding
Source: RefSeq, a predicted model, not a curated record